UAGCUUCUAGAAAUAUAAUCAUCAUCUCACUGUUUUCCAGCUCUUAGCUAGCUCUUCUCUGCAACUUCCAUGGGGAAACACAAGAACAGUAACCCUAAGGCAACUAACAGUACCAGUACCAGUACUAGUUGUGUGCAAUCUAUCACAACGACGAAGAAACGAACCAGAAGAAGUGUCCCCAGAGAUUCACCUCUUCAACGCAGCUCAAAAUAUAGAGGAGUCACUAGACACCGAUGGACAGGACGAUAUGAAGCUCAUCUGUGGGACAAGAAUUGUUGGAAUGAAUCGCAGAACAAGAAAGGACGACAAGUGUAUCUGGGUGCUUAUGAUGAUGAAGAGGCUGCAGCACAUGCUUAUGAUCUAGCAGCACUGAAGUACUGGGGUCAAGAUACCAUACUAAACUUUCCGCCAUCGACCUAUCUCAAUGAAAUGAAAGAAAUGGAGGGUCAAUCAAGGGAAGAAUAUAUUGGAUCAUUAAGAAGGAAAAGCAGUGGCUUUUCUCGUGGAGUUUCUAAGUACAGAGGCGUGGCAAGACAUCAUCAUAAUGGAAGAUGGGAGGCUCGCAUUGGCAGAGUGUUCGGCAACAAAUAUCUUUAUCUUGGGACUUAUGCUACCCAAGAAGAAGCUGCCACGGCAUAUGAUAUGGCGGCCAUUGAAUACCGCGGGCUUAAUGCUGUCACCAAUUUUGACCUAAGUCGUUAUAUUAAGUGGCUUAAGCCCAAUAUUAAUCACGGCAUCAACAUGAUUAACACUACUAGUAACAGUAAUGCUAUGCUUAGUGACUCUAAGCCUAACCCUAACUGCGAUGCUCGCUUCAUCAACCCAAGAAACCCUAACACUCAAGAACAUGGAUUCAAUUACUUCUUCACCAGCCAGCAGGAUUCUUCAUUCAGCAGUACUGGGGAUGAAACCUCCACCAGCUUUGCUCAGUCACGGCAGGCCAAAGCCACCUCGGCCCUCGGCCUCCUGCUUCAGUCGUCCAAGUUUAAGGAGAUGACGUCAAUGGCCGAUUUGUCGGUGGCGGAAACGCCUGCGAAGGCAGAGGAGUCUAGUUUGCCGCCGUGCACUUUUCCGGAGGAUAUUCAGACGUACUUUGAGUGUGAAGACUGCAAUAAUGGAUAUGGAGAAGGAGAUUAUACAGUGUUCAGUGAGCUCAAUUAUUCUUUUGUUUCCCCUGCGUUCAACUAUCAUGACUUUGAGGCAUGAUCAAGGAGGAUGAGGUGGCUUUAUUCACUGAAAAAACAGAGAGGUUUAACCAUUUUUAUUUAUUUUAUUAUAUUCAUUACAUUGAUCCCUAGGUUUUAAUUUGUUUUUAGCUCUCCUUCCUGUGAGUAUGGAAGCUUGAUCCUUGUUAACACAAAUUGACUUGAAGAUGACGACGGAAGAAGAACGCAACGUUUUUUUUUAAAAAAAAAAAUUGGGGCAAAUUAAUUGAAUGAGUUUUUCUUCCCAUAUGGUGAAGAUGACGAGGUAGA
Molecule: messenger RNA, 1475 nt
Organism: Prosopis cineraria
Lineage: Eukaryota; Viridiplantae; Streptophyta; Magnoliopsida; Fabales; Fabaceae
Product: AP2-like ethylene-responsive transcription factor At1g16060
Exons: 8
Coding region: 70-1206 (378 amino acids)
Biological process (GO): regulation of DNA-templated transcription
Molecular function (GO): DNA binding; DNA-binding transcription factor activity
Source: RefSeq, a predicted model, not a curated record